This is a messenger RNA of Cokeromyces recurvatus, 492 nucleotides long. RefSeq lists its product as uncharacterized. The record is from RefSeq and is a predicted model, not a curated record. The transcript has a single exon. NCBI's taxonomy places the organism in Eukaryota, Fungi, Mucoromycota, Mucoromycetes, Mucorales, Mucoraceae. Bases 1 to 492 code for a protein of 163 amino acids.
AUGGUUCGUGCUAUUAUCUUCAUUUCUGCUAUGAUUGCUCUCAUUGCCGGUGUCUCUGCUGCACCUCAUGCUGGUAAUGGCCACAAUGAUGUUGAAAGUACUGAUAUUGAUUAUAAAAAGAAAUUUUCUGGUGUCGGUGAUAUUCUCGAUGACGAGGAAAUCCUUAACGAUUUCCUUAACUUUUAUGACUGGACUAUCAAGAACAUUAUUCAAGAUGUCAAUAUCCUCGCUGAAGAUAAUGGUGACUAUUAUGACUCUGAUAAAAAUGGCCCCGUUGUUGGUUAUAAAACUAAGGACGAAGGAUGUGAUGGUGAUGAAUGCGACCUUCAUGGCCUCUCAGCCAGAAAUGAUCACCCUUGUGAUGAUGAUAAAGUCACUCUUACUAAGCGUUAUAAAAAUGCUGCCAUUGAAGCUGAUACCCCCGCUGUUAGAUUUGCCAAAAUGAUCAAUACUAAGGGAAACAAGAUAACCGACAAGAAGACUAACGCUUAA